Molecule: messenger RNA, 825 nt
Organism: Oppiella nova
Lineage: Eukaryota; Metazoa; Arthropoda; Arachnida; Sarcoptiformes; Oppiidae
Source: the annotation of a GenBank genome assembly
CAGAAGUAUUGACACGAAUUGUAAACACAAUUUGAAAAACAAAUAAACUUUUGAUUCAUUCAUUAGUCUUAAGACUAAUCACGCGUUCAUUGGUUUCAAGUGAUGUGUCAUUGAAUUGGUGUUUGUGUUUGUGGUGCACGUGUUGGUGGCCUAUAAUAGUGGCCAUGAGUGUGAUCCAUAGGUCCUUGUUCACUUUACUGUCCGGAGCAUUGUUUGUGGUGUUGAUUGCACUCAAAGUGGACAACAAGUCUGAAUGGAACUGGUUUGUGGUGAUGGCGCCGAUGUAUGUGUUGGAUGUGGUGAUGACGGCAAUGGUGGCCAUGAAGUGGUUGCGUCCGUCGCAGUCCUACUCCAACCCAAUGUCGUGGAGACGAGGACUCAGCAAAAGACUGUAUUGUCUGACAAUAGUUUUGUGCAAAUUGUCGUUUCAAGUCAUGUCGUGUCUUAGACUCCAAUACAUCACACAUUUGCCACUAUAUAUCACAUUCAUUCCUCUUUGGUUAGCUCUCAUCUCUUCGCUCACAUUCUUUGUCACCAAAAGACGGUUAUAUAAUAUGAUAUGAUUUAUGCGAUUGCCGUCAUCGGUGUCUCCAAUGGACUGUCAAUUAGAUAAUGGAAAUGAAAGUUAUUAACCAAACCAUAUAUACAUACCAUUCAUACCAUUAUGAGCUCAGAUUGUGGUCAAUAAGAAACAAUGUGAAGUAUGUAUUGAUCGCAUAAUUGAUCCAAAGGAAAAUCGAUACAAUCAUUUGAAACGGUUUUGUAGUUGUUUUCGUAAAAUUAAAGUACACUUGAUUCCGAAAGCAAUCAAUAAUAAUAAUAAUA